AUGAAUGAGAGCGAGGAGGGGGUUCCCUGCCUGGACGGGAUCGGGCCAGAGAGCGAGGAGGGGGUACCCCAGACAGAUGGAGCCAUGAGUGAGAGCGAGGAGGGGGCUCCCCGCCUGGAUGGGAUCGGGACGGAGAGCCAGGAGGGGGCUGGGACAGUGGAGCCGCAGGGGGACGCUUGCUGGAGCCAGCAGCAGACUGAGGGGCAGCAGGGCACCGGCCGCUUCGAGGUGGGACCAACAAUCUGUGCUGAGUGCGGGGAGAGCUUUGGGGACGACGUGGCCCUGCUGGCCCACCGGGGGGCGCCCUGCAGCGGCGCGGUGGAGAAGCCGUUUGGCUGUUCCGGCUGUGGGCGGCGGUUCAGCCGCAGCUCCAACCUGCUGCGCCACCAGCGGGUGCACACGGGCGAGCGCCCCUUCACCUGUGCUGACUGCGGCCGGUGCUUCAGCCAGAGCGCCCACCUGGCCAAGCACCGGCGCCUCCAUGGCACCGCGGGGCUCCCCACCCCGCCAGCGGAGCGCAGCUACAGCCGCAGCCCCGAGUUCCUGCGGUUCCAGCGGGCCCACGCCGGGCAGCGCCCCUUUGCCUGCCCCGACUGCGGCAAGCGCUUCAGCGCUGGCUCCUCCCUGGUGCAGCACCAGCGCAUCCACACGGGCGAGCGCCCCUUCCCCUGCCCCGACUGCGGCAAGCGCUUCCUGCGGGCCCCGGACCUGGCGCUGCACCAGCGCAUCCACACGGGCGAGCGCCCCUUCCCCUGCCCCGACUGCGGCCGCCGCUUCAUCCGUGGCCCCGACCUAGCGUUGCACCGGCGCACCCACACCGGGGAGCGCCCCUACCAGUGCGGCCAGUGUGGGCGCCGGUUCAGCCGCGGGCCCGGCCUCCUGCUCCACCAGCGCACGCACACUGGGGAGCGCCCCUACCAGUGCACCCAGUGCGGCCGCCGCUUUAGCCGCAGAUCCAACCUGGGCCGCCACCUGGCCACCCACAGCAUGCUGCGGGGGGACCCCACCCCAGGGGGAGAGCCCAGUGCAGAGACCCUCAGGCAACAGGGAAUCCCUGCGGAGGGGGAGGAGUCCCAAGGGCUAAAGGGGCGGAGCUCAGAGGCUAUGACCAAGCAGGGAAUCCCUGCAGAGGGGGAGGAGUCCCAAGGACUGAAGGGGCGGAGCUCAGAGGCUGUGAGCCAGCAGGGAAUCCCUGCAGAGUGGGAGGAGUCCCAAGGGUUGAAGGGGCGGAGCUCAGAGGCUGUGACCCAGCAGGGAAUCCCUGCAGAGGGGGAGGAGUCCCAAGGGCUGAAGGGGCGGAGCUCAGAGGCUGUGACCCAGCACGGAAUCCCUGCAGCGGGGGAGGAGUCCCAAGGGCUGAAGGGGUGGAGCCCAGGCUCCCUGGUGGCUCCCCUGGGGAAGCGCCACAGCUGCCCGGACUGUGGUAAGGGCUUUGCCCAGCGCUCACACCUGCUGGUUCACCGGCGGGUGCACACCGGGGAGCGCCCCUUUCCCUGCCCGGAGUGCGGCAAGCGCUUCAGGCAGAGCUCGGUGCUGGCCCGGCACCGGCGCACCCACACGGGCGAGCGCCCCUUCGCCUGCGGGGACUGUGGCCGGCGCUUUGCGGAAAGCGCGGUGCUGCUCCGGCACCGGGCCGUGCACUCCGGCGAGCGCCCCUACUGCUGCAUGGACUGCGGCCGGGGCUUCAGCCUCCGUGCCAACCUCCUCCAGCACCGGCGGCUCCAUGCCCGGCGCCCCCACGUCUGCACUGACUGCGGCAAGGCCUUCAGCGAGGCCGCAGCCCUGGCCGCCCACCGCGGCACCCGGCAUGGGGCCGGCAAGCCCUUCGCCUGCACCGGCUGCGGCAAGCACUUCGGUCGCAGCUCCACGCUGGCUCGGCACCGGCGCAUCCACGCUGAGCGGCCCCACGAAUGCUCUCGCUGUGGCCGCAGAUUUGGGGAGAGCGCCGAGCUGGCGCAGCACCUGCGAGUGCACAGCGAGACCCCCUACGAGUGCGCCCGAUGCGGGGAGCGCUUUGCCCAGAGCCACGCACUGAUCGCACACCAGGCCUUCCACGCCGAGCCAAGCCACGGACAGCGCCACACUGCCCAUGCCCACCAGUCCCCCCUUGCCAAGCAUGGGGACAGCGUCCUGCCCAAGUCCCCAGCUGUGUCCCACCAGAGACUCCACACGGGAUAG
Messenger RNA from Emys orbicularis (European pond turtle), 2178 nucleotides. Its product is annotated as zinc finger protein ZFP2-like. The record is from RefSeq and is a predicted model, not a curated record. The transcript has a single exon. The coding region runs from base 1 to 2178 and encodes 725 amino acids. NCBI's taxonomy places the organism in Eukaryota, Metazoa, Chordata, Testudines, Emydidae.